This is a messenger RNA of Loa loa (African eye worm), 942 nucleotides long. RefSeq names its product zinc finger protein. Gene Ontology annotation, cellular component: nucleus. Gene Ontology annotation, biological process: regulation of transcription by RNA polymerase II; embryo development. The record is from RefSeq and is a predicted model, not a curated record. Lineage: Eukaryota; Metazoa; Nematoda; Chromadorea; Rhabditida; Onchocercidae. The transcript has 6 exons. Bases 1 to 942 code for a protein of 313 amino acids. Gene Ontology annotation, molecular function: DNA-binding transcription factor activity, RNA polymerase II-specific; RNA polymerase II transcription regulatory region sequence-specific DNA binding.
AUGUUACAAAAUCGUUCGAUUGCAGAAAUUAGAAUGCGUCCACUUCACGUACCAUAUCCAUUCAAUGGCUUUGUAUCAUUAACUGGAAUCCAACAGCCAACUCCUCCGGUACCAUCGGCACCAACAAUCUUUCCUAAUCAUUAUACAAGCGAACAGUGGAACCGUUAUUACAUGCAUUUGUACCGACAAAUGAUGUUCGCGCAGAUCUCGGCUGAUGCGCAGAGGCAACAAGUCAUCCAUUUUAACCAACAAAUGGCAAUGAAAGCAGUGACAGAAGACAAGAGCGGGAAUACUUCAGUGGUAUCAUGCAAUGAUCAUCCGAAGUUCGAUUUCACUCAACUCGCUAAAAGUAUCGAGAAUGAAAGCAAGAUGGCAAAAGCGAUGAAAAGUAAUGAUAGAUUAGCACAAAAUUGUUUACCAAAUACAUCAACUGCAUCCACCAUUCCCACAAAUGAUUUCAAUAAGCCUUGGUUUUUAUUGCCAAAACGUAAUGUUGGUAGAGGAGCUCGUCCAAAGAAAGAAUUUAUUUGUAAAUUUUGCAAUCGACAUUUCACCAAAUCAUAUAAUUUAUUAAUACAUGAACGUACGCAUACCGAUGAGCGACCAUACAACUGUGAUAUUUGUGGCAAAGCCUUCCGUAGACAGGAUCAUCUGCGAGACCAUAGAUUUAUCCAUUCGAAAGAUAAACCAUUCAAGUGUGACAUAUGUCAGAAAGGAUUCUGCCAAUCGCGAACACUUCAGGUUCAUCGAAUUUCACAUAACAAUUCAUUAGAUGUGGAACACAGAAGACCACGAAAAAUUCAAAAUAACAUUAUCAUCCAUCCAUUAGAUAAUGUUCAGGAUGAACGAAGUGAUAUUGUCAGGAAGAGUAUGGUUUUUAUUAAUGGUGGUACAAAGUCACCAGUACUAGGAAACAAUUCUACCAUCAGCUUAUCAUCAUGA